UCUUUUUUUUUUUUUUUCUGCGAUAUACAAUUCCCCAUCGGUUGACUUUGCAGAACACAAUGUCGUCUGAAGCCGAGCGCGAGAAAGGCGAGCUUGGUGAGCGCCAGGUUUCGGUUUCGAGCCAUCACAUUCCAGUCGAGCAGUCCAACAAGACCUUCUGGGCGAGGCUUUGGCCAGUCAUUGCAUGCGGCGCCGGUCUCUUUUCCGAUGGCUACCUCAAUGCUAUCAUCGGCCCUGUCAACACCAUGUUGAAGAAGCUGUAUCCCCAUGAGUACGCAUCAUCUCAUGCAACUGCGAACGUAGGCUCCAUCACUUUCGCUGGCACCGUCCUGGGCAUGCUGGUUUUCGGUUACACCAGUGACAAGUUUUCGCGCAAAUGGUCGCUCGUGAUCUCCACGUGCAUUCUCAUCUUAUUUGCCAUUCUAGCCACGGCUUCGUACGGCGCUGGCGGUAGUAUCAACGGUAUGCUUGCAGCGCUGGUCGCCUAUCGUUUCUUCCUGGGCAUCGGUAUUGGUGGCGAGUACCCUGCGGGCUCCGUCGGUUGCGCAGAAGGCACUGGCGAGCUGAAAUCUGGCACUAGGAACAAGUGGUUCAUCCUGUUCACCAACAGUAUGAUCGAUAUUGCCUUCGUCAUCGCAGCUCUCGUAGCCAUGAUUGUCGUGCUUGCUACUGGUGAAGAUCACCUUCGUGCUGCAUGGCGCAUCUGCCUGGGAAUUGGCGUGCUUCCACCACUGUCCCUGAUAUACUUGCGUGUAAAGCUGCAGGAACCUGAGGCAUACAAGCGGGAAUCCAUGGCCAAAACCCAUACUCCCUGGCUCCUUGUCCUUCGCUACUAUGGAUUGCGUCUCAUCGUUGUCUCCAUCAUCUGGUUCAUCUACGAUUUUUCAGCCUACAGCUUCGGUAUCUACUCGUCCUCAAUCUUGGCCAAUCUCCUUGGUAACGACACGGCCCUGUGGAAGAGUCUCGGCUGGAACGUGCUCCUCAACUUCUUCUAUGUCCCCGGCACUAUUGGCGGUGCACUCCUCAGCGAUAUCCCGUCUCUCAACCCGAAGAGAAUCCUGAUCAUUGGUGUUACCUGUCAGGCUAUCAUCGGCUACAUCAUGGCUGGAUGCUACGAGUACUUGGACAAGCCGAAGUAUGUCGCCGCAUUCGUCAUUGUCUACGGCAUCUUCCUCGCUUUCGGCGAGCUUGGUCCUGGCAACAACAUCGGUCUUCUCGCUUCCAAGACCAGCGCGACCUGCAUUCGUGGUCAGUACUACGGUAUCGCCGCUGCCAUGGGCAAGAUUGGUGCCUUCUCCGGUGGUUAUGCUCUUACCGCCAUGCAAGACCGCUAUGGCGCCAAUGGUCCAAAUCCGUCACACAGCGACCUGAUCAAGGCUGGUCAAUUGCCAUUCUGGGUUGCUUCCUCGCUCGCCAUUGUCGCUGCCAUUCUCGCGUACUUUGGUCUUCCAGACGUUGGCCAGGACACUAUCGACUACGAGGACGAGAAGUUCCGCGUCUAUCUAGCCAGUCAUGGCUAUGACGUUAGCAAGAUGGGUCUUGAGCCCACAAGCAGCACUGAGGGCUUGGCCACAGAAGAGGUCAAGCCUACCGCUUAGAUUGUGUAAUAAGGCUCGACAGUUGGAUGCUGUGAGAAUGUUUCGAGGUGGCUUAAGGUUUUCGGUGAUGCAGUAAUGCUUUUGUGUGUUUGUUUUCAACAGCUUGAUACCAGAUGAACGACGAGGUUAUCGGAAGUACGGUCUCCCGCGGUGGAAACGUCUACGAUUCUACUUCAAGUAUCGUAACAAGAUGCAGAAAAAAUCGAAGAUCUCCAUGAGAAAUCAGACGUGUAUUGCGCAAUCGUUAUCAUGAAAUUCACUGACACGAUUGAGGAGCUUUAAGAGCAUGGUUCGGAAACGUGCGCUCGAAGUGUCCGGCUACAUAUUCUCGCCCAAGAGACGGACUCUUUCAACUUUCUGCUAAGUAGCAUCUCCGACAAAAAAGUUGCAAAGAACGACAUCGCUGGUCAAUCAGUGAACCACGUGCAAAAGGCAUUGGUCAGAUGCCAAAGAAGUGUUCGUCUGCCCUUGGCAAACACUUGGCGACCGCCGAUGUUCAUUUGUGCCUGCUGAAUGCUGAAGACUCCACUAUCGGCAUGAACUGGUCGUUUGGAACCGCAGAGAUACGUUGCCUAGCACAAGGAGGCAGAUAUCUCGCGCAAACGAGGUGGCGUACGGACGGUCUAAUCUAACUUCCUCCGAGACGUCGUAAAUUGAUUCGUUUGAACAUUUUGGCACGUCCCAGGUUGCAGGUAGUUCUCAUGUCACUCAUAAAUACAGGAGAAGCAGAUGUUUUCAACAACAGAAGCACAGGUUACACCUAACAUCAAAUUGCGUCAAACUGCGUGCUCGUCAAGAAGCAACUUGUGUUCUCCACAAAGCAGUGUCUAUUUUCUCUUCUGAUACUAUUCUGAGCUUUGAAACUUUCAUAACAUAUAUAGCGGAGCACAUUUCAGAUCACGUGG
This is a messenger RNA of Verruconis gallopava, 2503 nucleotides long. RefSeq lists its product as uncharacterized. Lineage: Eukaryota; Fungi; Ascomycota; Dothideomycetes; Venturiales; Sympoventuriaceae. The coding region runs from base 60 to 1598 and encodes 512 amino acids. The transcript has 3 exons. The record is from RefSeq and is a predicted model, not a curated record. Gene Ontology annotation, molecular function: carboxylic acid transmembrane transporter activity. Gene Ontology annotation, biological process: carboxylic acid transport; transmembrane transport. Gene Ontology annotation, cellular component: plasma membrane.